This is a messenger RNA of Xiphophorus couchianus (Monterrey platyfish), 4113 nucleotides long. It is a transcript of the gene coq4, whose product is annotated as coenzyme Q4 homolog (S. cerevisiae). Lineage: Eukaryota; Metazoa; Chordata; Actinopteri; Cyprinodontiformes; Poeciliidae. Gene Ontology annotation, cellular component: mitochondrion; mitochondrial inner membrane. The transcript has 7 exons. Bases 149 to 991 code for a protein of 280 amino acids. The record is from RefSeq and is a predicted model, not a curated record. Gene Ontology annotation, biological process: ubiquinone biosynthetic process.
UUUUAGUAAUACACAACUCAUUUUGAGCAUCGACUAAUGGACACCGACAGAGGAGCCGACUCCAACAGACUAAAGAACCGGCAGGUCGAGAAGAUCCGUCCCUAAUGACGCAGCAUCAUCGACGCAUGCGCAAUACGUUUGGCUAACAAUGUGGCAGCGCUUGUCAAAUCCCUUCAUACGGCUCAAUCAAACGCAAAGUUAUUUAACAUCUAAAUGGUUCAAAGCUCUGCUCGUCCACCGACUGUUCACUAGUGGUGCUGAGCUGACCUACAGCUAUGAUGGGCUGUACCCUGGACACAUCCAGACCACCUCCUUCCAGAAAGCACUGCUGGCCGUCGGAUCAGGAGUGGCGGCUCUGCAGGACCCCUACAGACACGACAUGGUUGCUGUGCUUGGAGAGACUACAGGACAUUUAGCGCUUAUAAAUCUAAGGGAGCGGAUGAAAAAUGACCCCGAGGGUUAUACGAUCCUGACAGAAAGGCCAAGAAUCCGUCUGUCUACACUCGAUCUGGAAAAGAUGGCUUCCCUACCAGAUGAGUCGUUUGGACGAGAGUAUCUCAGAUUUCUGGAGGACAAUAAAGUGACGCCUGACUCUAGAGCGGAGGUGAAGUUUGUGGACAACGAGGAGCUAGCUUACAUCAUGCUGAGAUAUAGAGAGGUCCAUGACCUGUUGCACACCUUACUGGGCAUGCCCACUAACAUGCUGGGUGAGGUGGCGGUGAAAUGGUUCGAAGCCGCUCAGAUGGGGCUUCCCAUGUGCGCCCUGGGAGCCGUGCUGGGGCCACUUCAGCUGAAUGCAAGUCGUUUACAGUCACUCUUCACAUCUUUGGGCCCCUGGGCCCUGCAGAACGGCAGGCGGGCCCGCUGCGUCCUCAGCAUCUUUUACGAGAGGCGAUGGGAGCAGAGCCUGGAGGAUCUUAGGCGGGAGCUGAACAUCGAGCCACCUCCACUCACACUAAGUGCCUCAAACAAGAGGAGGAGACAAAUAUAACAAGAACCUCGUCAUAAACUGAUCAGCAGCCAAACCAAAAAUAUUUGAAGAAUGGCAGUGUGGGAUUUUUGUCUUGUGGGAUGUAAUUAUCUACAGAGGACAUGGGGGAAUUUUGAUUUUGGGAAAGACUGGCUCAUUUAUCUUAUUCACAAAAAGCAUUCAUUGACUCCGUUUUCAACGUGUGGCAUAUUUAAGUUUCCAUUUCCUUCUUAUUGUGACUUCAUCCUUCAAGAACUUCAGCAGUCAGUUUAGAAUGUGAUUCGUUUGGAGCAGGAAAUACCAAAGCUACACUUCAGAUCCUAAAAAUGAACGGUUCUAUUAGCAAAUAUAAUUUUCACAUUUACAUAAUGGCCAUUAUUAUCCACAAUCUUAUUUACUAGAACCUGAUAUCAUCUCUCAACAGUCUGUUUAAGUGCUUCUGAUUAAACCUGUUUUAACCGAGUGGUUUAAGUAGCGUUGGUGCAGCUGCAUCUGUUUAACCUUUAAACAUUCUUCUCACUAAAACCACUUUUAGCAAGAAUGCCAUCAACAUGAAAUAAAAUGGUGAGCAGAAGUUUCAUUAUCCGCUUUUUGUUCUGACUAAUAGCACAUACCUAAUAAUGAUCAGGUGCAGUAAAACCACAUUACCAGGAAAUGAGAGUCCAGGAAGUCUGCGAUUAAUUUACCCAGAAGUUCUGUAGAAAUGAUACUAAUAUACAGCUGGUCUUCCCCCAAUCGGUUUUUCAUUUCUGCAGAAAAUAGAGAGCAUUUGUCACUGCCCAACAUUAAGUAUAUGAUUACAGAGAAUUAAGCUUGUAGAGACGAUUGAAAUAUUAAAGAUUAUGUGUAACUUUUAAAAGUGAACUUUUGACAUAGAGCACAAAUAGUCCAGCCGUCAUUGUUGUAAUACAUAGUGUGAGUUUGCAACUAAAUUAUGAUUUUAUGUAAAAUGUAAAUAGCCGUGGAAAACAAAACAAGACACAAAAAAGCGUGUGGUUUCAUGUUUUAACCUAACUGCUUUCAAUGCUUUAAAUAUUUAGAAUGUUGUAUAUGUUCUGGAUAAAAUAAGUUUUGGGACUAGUCAACUUUUUUUUUUUCUGGAAAAAUAUUUCAAGUGAGGCAAAUGAUAUAAAGUCUUCACAUACACAGAAAUCAACUCAAUUUUUUUUUUACAAUUUUUGAAAUAAGUAUUGAGUACAAAAUUAUAAACGGCCAACAAGAUAAUCCAGUCCUAUUAGAUAUCAGUACAAAUUAAUAUUAACUGGUUAAGUCCUAAUUAGUGUUACCUAUAAGGGCGACAUUGGAAAGAGGCAUCUAAUUGUUCUGUUUCCAUGUGUAUAGAGAAUCUCCUUUUGAAAACAUCUGUUUUGCAUUAUAUUGAAAGCAAUGACUCCAAUAGCCAUUUUUAAUAAAAAAAUAAAAUAAACAGUGUAUCCAGAAUUGGUGAUGACUCUAAGAAUAUAGUAACUUUGCGUAUUAGUUAAUAACGCAAUUAUUUUUAGAGUUGAGAUGAUAAAAUAUAAUAAAUACAUGUGGCACUAAAAACUUGGUUUGUAAUGUGUAUUUUUGUUAGAUUGUAAAGUUUUAAAUGUAAAAAUGUAACUCCAGAACAAGAGUAAGGACCGGAGGUGGAAACAUAAUAUGAGGAUGUUUUUCACAUGUUGUACUUUAUACACCUGGGGAAAGAAUAAGAGAAUAAACAAGCAGAGAUUCUUAAAAGGUAUCUAAAGAUGGAUUUUUUUUUUUGCCAGAUAUCGACCCCAUUGUUCUGAAAACGUAAUUACGAUAAGAAGUGUUUUUUACAUCAUAUAUUUUUUAAAGUAUAUCUGCAUAUUCUUUGCAGUUGCAUUUUAUUUCAUGUAAUUAAUUGACUAACUUAUGUGGUAAAGAUAAUUUGAAGCCACUUGCAUGUGUUAAGCAAGGAAAAACUUUUCAUUAAGCUACCAUUUCUCCUUUAAAAUGUGUUAUUUGACUCUGAUCUUAAAAUGUCAUGUUGUCAUUAUCUGUUAGUCGAAAUUAUAAUUAACAGACUUUAAAACAUCAGUCUGUGUGUAGUCUAAUGUUUUUCACCUAGUAAACUGAGUCACUGAAUUAAACUUUUCAACACUUUUCUAAUUUACUGAAUAUAAAAACUUACUUUUAAAAUUCAAUUAUAUGCAAAAUAUAGUACACAGUAUGUUUAGUGUUUGAAGGUUAGUCACCUUCAGAAUGGGAAAAGAGUGUUUUGACUCUGAGUAGUUGAACAAAGCAGGAUGUUAUUUCAACCAGGGAAACUUUAAAAACACAGGUCUGUGCACUGUUUUGCAGAAAUCUAAGCAGAACAUAGAAAAAAAUCCCAAAGAACUAUAAUCACAGCUCCUUUUUGUAGGCGUACACACAGCACAAACAGUUUCCCAUAUUUCGCUUUUCGACCUCUUAGCAUAUUUUAGUCUGCCUCUAUAUAUAGUUCCUACUGAAAAUCCCCUUCAGAGUCAACAUGGGUACCAGGAUACAGGGUGUCGUCACAGAGAACAGUUUUCUCCAGGAACACUUGGAUAUAAACUCCUUGUUUGAACCAGCAUGGCUCUAUCCCAGCCUGACAUGAGGUUUCAGGUUUUACUGUUAUGGAAACAGAUUGUGUCUCCUGGAAGCAGUCUGACGUCUGUUUUUGGUUUCUCCUAACACCCCCUGUGCACAGCUCAGGCUGGCCUCAAUGAAUCAUAUGAAGGACUGAGCAUGUAGAAUAAUAAUGGAAAUAAAAUAUACACAAAUAUAUGAAAUGAACUUGUAUCUUGUGAUGAAAAUGUUCUUUAGGGGGUCCAAGUUAGUGUAUGUGGAGGGUUUUUUUUUCUGUAUUGAUACUGGGUUAUAGGAAUCUAAGGUUGUAUGUUACAGAACAUUUAUUUUUAAUGUUUUGAUAUUUCCUUUUUUUCAACUUGAACUUUUAUUAGGCAACAUAUUAUCUCAUGAAUGUACCUGCAGUAUAUAUGUUCUGUAUUGUUGUUGUUGUUUUUUACAGUGUUCUUUGUGUGUUCUUGUGUCACUGAGUGAAGAUAGAAAUGACCUCUGAGAGCUAAAAUCUGGUAUAAAAUACAUUUUCCUUUGAGAUUAAUGCUUCUGUACAUGAUCCCUGUUCAAUAAAAUAAACAAACAGUAAGGUUUUA